ACCCCAGGGACUCGCUCAGCCUCCGCUGACUUUUUUCGCUGAGCGCAGCCGCCUGGCGCCGGUUUCCGCCAGGCUGUAGCGCGCGGGCCACAGCUUCUCUGGGGACGCAGCAGGGUGAAGUGGGGACCUCGGCGCGCGCCCAGCUCCCGGCUCUCCCGGCCCGCGCCCCGGCCCCCGGCCCGCGCCCCGGCCGCCGGCAUGGUGCUGCUGGCCGGGACCGGGCCGGAGGGCGGCGGGGCGCGCUGCAUGACCCCGCCACCGCCGUCCCCACCCCGGGGCGCGCAGGUCGAGGAGGACCACACUGACUACGAAGAGUUCGAGGACUUCUCGAGUCUGCCUGACACCCGCAGCAUCGCCUCGGACGACUCUUUCUACCCUUUCGAGGACGAGGAGGAGCAAGUCGUCGAGAGCGCAGAGAGCGUCCCGGAGGGCGUCCCGGAGGCGGCGAGCCUCCUGCGCGCCGCCUGCGCCAACGACGUGGGGCUGCUGCGGGCACUGGUGCGGCGCGGGGUGAGCGUCGAGGAGGCGCAGGAGACAGACCGCAACGGCCGGACCGGCCUUAUUGUCGCCUGCUACCACGGCUUUGUGGAUACUGUGGUGGCCUUAGCAGAGUGCCCCCACGUUGACGUCAACUGGCAGGACAGCGAGGGGAACACAGCCCUAAUCACAGCUGCACAGGCAGGACACGCGAUCAUCACCAACUACUUGUUGAACUAUUUCCCCGGUCUUGACCUUGAGAGGAGGAACGCGUUCGGGUUCACCGCCCUGAUGAAAGCCGCCAUGCAGGGUCGAACCGACUGCAUCCGAGCCCUGAUGCUGGCAGGGGCGGAUGUCCACGCGAGGGACCCCCGCCGUGGGAUGUCUCCGCAAGAGUGGGCCACUUACACUGGCCGCGUGGAUGCCGUUCGCCUCAUGCAAAGGCUGCUGGAGCGCCCCUGCCCGGAACAGUUUGGGGAAAAGUACCGGCCGGAGCUGCCGCCGCUCCCCGAGGCUGCGAGGAAGCCCGCGGGCUCCAAGAACUGCCUGCAGAGGCUCACGGACUGCGUGCUGUCCGCGCUCACGCCGCGCUCCGUGCGGAGCCCGGAGGAUGGGGGCGCCCUGGACCACAUGGUCAGGAUGACCACUAGCCUCUACAGCCCCGCCGUGGCCAUCGUGUGCCAGACCGUGUGUCCCGAGAGCCCCCCGUGCGUGGGGAAGCGGCGGCUGGCGGUGCAGGAGAUCCUGGCGGCGCGGGGGCCCCGGGCGCAUGAGGCGGAGGAGUCUGGGGGCGCCGGGCAGCGCAGGCGGACCAGCCCGGCAGACGCAGGCUCCCAGGAGGGCUCCCCAAGAGCCAGCCUCCCGCCCGCCCCGCCGCCGGGGUCCCGGGGCCCCGCCGCGCCCGCCCCGCGGAAGUCCAGCCUCCUGCCCCUGCAGCGCCUGCGGCGGAGCAGCGUGCGGCCCGGCGUGGUGGUGCCCCGAGUCCGCGUCUCCAAGGCGCCCGCGCCCACCUUCCAGCCCGAGCGGCCGGCGCGGAAGGGCAGCACCAAGGACAGCGGCCACCUGCAGAUCCCCAAGUGGCGGUACAAGGAGGCCAAGGAGGAGAAGCGCAAGGCGGAGGAGGCCGAGAAGAAGCGCCAGGCCGAUACGCAGAAGGAGAAGCGCCCGCCGCCCUGGAAGAAGAGGACGUGAGGGCCUGUGUGCCCGGCGCGGGGUCCAGGGCAGGGCGAGGCCGCGGGGCUGGGUGCGAGGAGGAGGCGGCUCCGCUGCGCUGGGUGCGAGGAGCAGCACUGCUGCCGCGCGUUUCCAGGCUGGCUGUCCAGGCUGCUCCCAGGAGGGGGCUGGGGGAGCCACAUCGAUUCGCCUGUCACCAGCCCGCCGGCAAUCAGUACACCUAGCGGGCAUGUUGCCUAGAAGGCUCCUUUUAGAGAACCUCAAUUAAGAUUUUUUUUUUAAAGAUCAAUUUAUCAAAGGGCAUUUUCUGCGUAAUUUUGUAUUUUUAAUCAUUAUUUAUCAAAUUUGCAACGUUUUACGAGUGAUAGGGCCCCUUGUAUCCAAAGCAGUUUUAAUACACUUGCCCGAAGACCUUUUGUUUAAAAUACUGUUUCUAGCGAUAAAUAUUUAUGGUAUCUUUAUGAGUUCACACAGAAAUCCUGGGAUUCUCCUUUUUUUUGGGUAUUUGCUUUGGUGUUUUCUCCUCAUCGUGGGUGCAUGUGCACACUGAAUGUUCUUUUUAAUUAGAUGAAGUAAUGCCAGAUAUUUCUAUUUGAUGGAGGCAUUGACUCAUUCAGACACAUGAUCAAGUGAGACAGAGAGAUCAGAUGUUAUUGUAUCUUUUAAAAACUCUUAAUACAGUAAUAUAUUGGAGAAAAACAUAUUGUCAAAUUAUAAAACAAUUCAGAGAUAAACAUGUAUUUAUUGCUAGAAUUAAGCAAGGGGUUUUAGAUAAACUGGAUUAAAAAAACUUUCACUUAUUAAAAAUAGGAGAAAAAACUGUCAUUUGAUAAAAUGGGGGCAAAUUUAGCAAAUGAUUAUCAGAAAUACAAAAUUAAGCCAUACGCGCUCUUAAGUAAAUCAAAUCCAGAUAUCCUUAAAAUGCAAGAAAGAUGUAACAGAGCCAGGAGCCCAGAACGAUGCAAAUUACAGGAAUGGGAAGGAGGUGGUUUUUAGAACAGGCGAUGAGAAUGGAAUAGGAAGUAAACUUGUUUUCGGCAAAUUCUCCUGGAGUGGACUGGGGAGCCCCUCCUCCAGACUCAGUUCCAAAGAGUCCCUUGUGUGGCUAUUUCUUUUAUUUUUCCUUUGAGGACUGCACUUAGUAUUUAGUUCAUCCUCAUGCUAACCUCAUAGAAUUUCCAAGAUGUGGAGCCUUGGGCAGGGCAGGACAUGGGUGUGAUUUGCCUUGGGCUGCAAGCUCUUGGUGAGAGUUUUAUGUCCACACUUUUAUCUCCAAAGUGACAUGGAGAUCACUUUUCUCAGUGAUCCAAUUAGAAUUUAUCAAAGAGCGUUUUCUGCAUAAUUUUGUAUUUUUAAUCUUUAUCGGAUUUGCAGCAUUCUAAUUCGGCAGGGCAGGGUAUGAAAGCUGGAAGCUCAGGCAGGAGUUUCUAAUUGUAAUGACUCUCGCCAUGUGGGUUGUAGAGUGUCUGUCACAUAUGCACUUUAUUUCAGUAUUAGUUUAAAUACUUGGACGCACAUGCUCACAGGCCUAUUUGGAGGCUCUGUACUAUGACACCUAAUAACUCUAGGUACGUCGUGAUACGGGAUGUCUGUCUCAGGACACAGGCAGGGCUGGCGCAGGCUUCUCCGGGCUUCCUUCCUCCUGGCACCAUCAGGCAUUGAGCAACCAGGAAUCUUAAACUGGCCUCUCCAAAAGCUCCCCUGAACAGGACUGCAGGCUGCACACAGGCUAAUGGGAGAUUGGUGUGAUGAUGAUACAGUGUUUAAGAUCAGACUUCUUGCAUGAUCCCAAAAGGCACUCUGAUGAAUGCACAGGGGACUAGACCCUCUUAGAGAACUGCAAAUAUUGGUUGACUGAGUCACCCUCGUGGCCAAGGAGUUGGGAUUGGUCAUGUCCCCUUCAAGCAGGUGGGGACUGUGACUGACACUGGUUAUCUUUGGGGGUUGUCUUUGCUGAAUCCUCUGGCAUUGUGGCACCUUCCUGCCACAUGUACAUAAUUCACAGCAUUACCAAGUCACCACGAGCCCCACCCUCACCUCUGUCAACUGAGGACCACGCCAGGCAGGACCACGUGGUCUCCCAGGCAUGCCUCUGGACACCAGCUACCCCUGCUGCGAAAGUUCUCAAGGCAUUGGCUGGGGGAGCUAAGCCCUGGGCCUGUCCUGCAGCUCCGCAGGUGACUGCGCUCAGCCUGCAUGGAGAACUGCAGUGCUAACACUGUGAUUGCGAGGGGAGAGGACACCCAUCCCGAACUCCCACAAAGGGCUUCGCCUACCCAAGAAUGUCUCAUUGUCAUGGGAACAGCCGGGGUCGGGCAGCUUCUGUGCGGACUGACGUGGCAUCUGACUCUUGGAGCGUUGCCAGGCCUCCUGCCUGUUUCCACUGUGGGAAGUUGGCACUGGGAAUGGUAUGGAGUCCCCACUUCUACCCUAAGCCUGGGUGUCUGCUGCUUCCACGUCAAAAAUGGACAUUUCUGGUCCUGCCAAGCUGCUACCUCACCACAGCCCAUGCUCACAGUCUCCAGGGCAAGCAAACGACUGGUGAUUUCCCCAUGUCCCACGCUGUUCUGGAGUGGACACGUUGCGGCCCUGCGCCUGAUGUGUUCCAGCCUUGUCCAGGUGCACAGGAGACCCUGGGGCCAGCACAGGGCUUGUCUGGUCAUGCUCCUGGCGUCCACAAAACAGCUCUAGAGAGACCCGCAUUUUGAAAACCCUCCCGAGCCAGCAAGCGUGGGGCAGGACAUGGAUUCUUUUGGCAAAUCUGAAGGUGAGCUGGCCACUUGUCUGGUGAGGGGAAGCUGCUGUUACCUGGCCAGUGUUUGCAACUUGAGGGAAAAUGACAGCUUCAUGGAGGGCUCUGGUGGGACUGGGAAGCCUCACCUCCCAGGCAGCUUUGGUGUGGCCUCAGUGGGAAGAUCGGAUUUUGAAAACCCACCAGACCCAACUGAAAGAAGGGCCAUUCCUGAUUGAGUUGGAGACUCCCGGGUCCCUCUCUCUAGACUCGUUCUAGCCGUACUCUGUGGGCAGGCCCUCCCUCUGGUGCAUGAGGCAGGUCCAGGCAGCUUCUGUGGCCGUGCCUGUGGCUGCUGGCCCAGCUUCUCCCUUUUGCCAUGCAGAAGCAGAUUUGCUGGGAGAGGAAUUUUCCAAGUCAAGGGACAUGCCACCAAGCCUCUUUCCUCCACCUGUGGGGGUGGGGGGACUUCUGCUCUUGUUUCCUCAUUCUCUUUGGAGUGGACAUCAGAGGGGACAAGCAGGCCCCCAGUCAGGCUCAGGGAGUGAAGGAGGCCAGGGAGGGAAGCCCAGACGAUGGGGAAAUGGAGCCACCUUGAGAGGGGGUGUUGUGGGAUCAGUGUCAGGGUGAUCUGAUGGGCCAAUUUAUACUUAAGCAACGUUAUUAUGUUCACUUCUUUUGGGUAAGGGAUUCCUCACGGGAGGUGUGGUCAUCUGGUCCCAGAGGUGGAGAGAAACGCCCCCUCGUCUUCCUGAGCCAUUUGGAAGCCCUUUCUUCUAGCUCUAGGUACUGGUAACACGGGCCCCUCAGUCUUAGGAUGUGGACGGGGCUGGAGGAUACAGGCUUCUUGUCCCUUCCCCACUUAGCACCAUUGGCAUCUGGCAGUCAGGGGCCUCCCAGUGGCCACUCCAAAAACCUGGUGUCCUUGGAGAACAUUUUUCCUGUUUGUUUGUUUUCAGUGCUUUGAACAGCUGCAUUCACUCACUGAGGGCUCGCCCUCCCUGCACCCGCCAUGUGGUUCAGGAGGGAAGGGAGCGAUGGGCACUGACCCCUUCUCCUCUCCUGUCAGUGGCCACCGCAGGGCCCCCUCUGGCUUUGUCACCACGUUCUCCCGCCCUCGUCACCUCGUCGCUUCUUCCUUAUUCACUUUUCCUUCCUUUGCCUGUUUUCUUCUCCCAGUUGGUUAAGUUCUUGAUCGUUCCUGGCACCACCUACCCUGAGGUCUACCAAGGACAGAAAUGCCAGGACCUCUGUGAGGCAGUGUGGUGUCCCUGUGGGGUUACCAUGGUGGGACCUCCUCGACCCCAGAGUGAAUGAACGGCUGGCCAGCCAGUGUCUGUGCUGAUGGCUUAGAAUUACUACACAGCCCCUCCUCUUUGCUGGGAAGGGAGAGUCAGCCCAGCCCCUGCUGCGCACAGGGAUAGGGCUCCCUGAUGUUUAUUAACUGUAGAUAGUGAAUUUCAAGUUGACAGGUACCUUCUCAGGGAUUUAUAUAUAAAUGUAGUUAGAGGAAAAGUUGAAGUCUAUUUUACUACCUUUUAGUAUUUGAGUAAAUUAUAGUUUAACUGGACAGAAGAAAUAUUUCUCAGACAAUGUCUAUGCUGCUGAUUACAACUGAGGUGCCUGGAGCUCACCCCCUGAGGGAGACUUCCUUGGUGAUUAGAGAUUUGGGACUCUGGCAGCGGAAACGGCUUUAGGGUGGGUGUGAAGUCGCUUCAAUCCCUCUGAGUUGCCUCUUGUGGAUGGAACGUAUGUGUCAACAACAAUGAAAUCCACCUCCGUGUGCAUGGAGGUGGCUGAUGAGAACAGACGGGCCAGUCCUCACUCUUCCCUCCAGAGCCAGCCGCUCUGGUCUGACGUUGGAACACAUGAACUAACAGUGGGUGCUCCGGUCUGACGUUGGAGAACGUGAACUAACAGUGACCAUUUUUUUCUACUUGCUUCUGUGAAUAAAGUGUUCUACAGUCAGCCCAGCACUAAACUCAUCAGAAGGGAGGAGGGCACGGCGUGGAGCUGCUCAUCUGGAAUUACCUUGGUGUGCAGAGGCUGUCCCUUGGCCACGCUUGGAAGACGCAGUGGGAAACGUCAUGGGCUUCUUGCUUCCUCUCAAGCUCCAGACUCCUGGCAGUACUGGGGACCUCAGGACUAUCGAGAUCAGAAAUGCAGUGGCUUCAUCUCAGCGUGGCCACUCCUGAGACAAGAGGCUCCUCCUGGGAUCAGGAGAGAGGAAGUUCAUGAUGUCAAUUGGAAAACAGGAUUUAUGGACGCAGAAGAGGGGCUGUGCUUUUCAGAAGUGGGCCCCUCUGCCCACUUCUCUCCCUGCUGUCUGCAGUGACCAGGUUUCUGGAGUGGAGAAGAGCCUGUUGUGAGUGAAAGAGAAGCCCCUGGGGUAGGGCCAGACCCCGGGCCUGAAAAGGAUGCAAAGCCUGCUGCUUUCAGGAGUUGGGAAGAAUUAUGGGUACUGAGCGAUUAUGAUGAAAUGCAUCCCAGAGAGGAAAUGAAUGGGCCUUAGGACGUGGGCCUGACACACCCCUGGUAGCCCUCCUGCAAGAACACUACACUGCCCCCAGCCCGUCGUCCACACUACAUGACGCGGGAAGGCUGUCUGUCCAUCCUUACCCUGGGGAGCCACGCCUGCUUUGGGGAGUGAGCUGCAGCCCUGACGUGCGCCCUGUGUUACUCUCUCCCCAGAUGGGCCCAGAGACUCAGGCUUGCUCACUUGCGCCCUGACACAGCUCGCUGUUCCCCCGGUGGUCAGUCUCCCUGUGCUGUGUCAGCUCCCAGACACCACUGGUCUUUCACAUGCUACAGCAUGAGCCCUCCGCCUCCCACGUGGGUAGCUGUGUAGAUUCUGCACCUGGCAGUUGGCGAUUCCCCUUGGAAACCACCGGGGGGCCUGGUCCUUGGCUUCUACUGCAGCCCCUUUCCGUCGGCACCUGCCUGGAGGGCCACGGUCUGUGGAAGGACACGGAGGACACUGACCAUGACUGAUCCGUCUGAAACAACAAAGUCACGUGGAGGACAGCUGCAGUGGGGCGGAUGCCAGUGCAGCAGGCAUGCCAGGAGCUGCCGAGAGCUGACAACGAAAGCGGUUCCUGCCAAGGCGUGGCUUGCACCCCCACCCCCAUGCUGCCCCGUGCGCACUUGGGUCUUGCUUCUGCGUCGGUGUAACUCCAGUCAGCUGCUUUCUGUGCCCUUGCACUCACGGGUUCCUUCAUUAACACUGUAAAUAAGUGGCUAAAAAAAAAAACUCCUCUGGACGCUGUUUUUGAAAGAAACAGGAUAAAGAAAAACACAUACACUACCUGGGUUCAUGUGACUAAUUUUCGAGUGACUCGGUUGAAGGCCGGUGUUGCAUACACGGUUUCUCAUGCUGACCCAGCCCAAAAUAAGACUUGAUAAAAGGCACAGCCCUCGGCAGCAGGCAGUGCCAACCUGGACGCCAACACUAAGGUGUGAGUGUGUGCGCAGGCAAGCACGUGAAAUGAACUGAAAGGACACUUGGGCUUUGUGCUGGCAAAGGUGAUGAUGCUGCCGUUGCUUGGCUGUGGGCUCCAGGCAGGGGCAGAUGGGACCUGCUUUGAUGGCGUGCUGUUCAGUGGACUUGUGGGGUCUCGCAUGGUCCCAGGACCCACUGUGAGCACCCUGCCCACUGUGGCACAGAACACAGCUGGAGCUGUUACAACACAGGUCUUUAUUAAAAGGCAGGGUUGACCCAGGCGGCUCAUCUAGAACCCCUUUGGCUCAUCUAGAAUGCCUUGGCCGCAUGGAGGCACUCAGAUCCAGGGCCCCAGGCCCAGGAGGGUUCUUUCCACCCUGGAAGAGCUCCCCAGGCAUUCUGCCCUCAGCAUGUGGCUGCGGAUUACCCUCAGAAUCAACAUCUCCUUGAGGAAGCCCUGGUAUUUUCCCAGGUCUGCCUACACGUCAGAUACUCUAAUCAGUGCUAACACAGUUCGGUUUUUGAGGGAAAUAGUUUUGUCAUAAUACUACAUCCUUCUAUUGUUUUCAAAUAAAAAGGAGAAAAAAUGAAGCUAUCCAUCAGGUAAAGCAAUGGUCCACAUUGGCCGGAUGCUUUAUGAAGUUUUGGGAGAUCGGAGUGGAGGCACCCUCACACCAGUUUUUAAGCAAAAGUUCUAGAAGCUGGUUUAGAACUGCACAGCUAUGGAUACACUCGAUGAAAACUGCAAAAGGCGAUGGCAGGCCCAGAAAUAUGACUAGCAAUUAUAACCCUUCAGAUGAACAGUAAAAGCCAAUGUUCUGGAAUUCUCUUUGUUCUGCCUGGCAUUUGGGGUGUCCAAGGACCUGUGUUUUUAACAAAGAUGACUUUAUCACCAUUCUAAGGAUUGAACAGAUUCCUGCACAGGGUGCCAGGUUUCCAGUUAGGUCCUCUUAGUAUAAGCUCUCUUCUGAAUGUAAACCUAUUUGCAUUGUCGUUUCUAAAAAUCCAGUAGGUUUCUGGAUAUUGUAAAGAUACUGAGUACAGAUACAAUUGUAUAAAUUUCAUAGUGUUUUAUUUUGAGGUGAGAGUUUUGUUAGAGUUUAUAAAAGAUAUUUUCCUAUUCAGACCUCAGGGCUAUUUUGGGACCUACAAAUAAAUGUGAUUCCCAGCAGCUUCAAUUUUUGAUAUUCAAAAAGUUAAUAAUCUUUAAAUUAAAUAUAAUGUGAUAUUAUUCAACAAAAAGAAUGUUUUUCCCUUUUAACUUCUAACAAACUGUGUAUCUAAUGUAUAAAAAAUAUGGAAAAAUUGUGGUAAUGUAAAAAUGUGGGAGAAUUGUGGCUAAAGAAUAAAAAAAAUCACUUGCUAAAUAAAACAUUCUUAUGGUCCAAAAGUAUAUUUGAAUAAACUUAAGUGCAUAUAGAGAAUGAAACAAUGAAAUAUGCCAGGAUUU
This is a messenger RNA of Cebus imitator (Panamanian white-faced capuchin), 9270 nucleotides long. RefSeq names its product ankyrin repeat domain 33B (gene ANKRD33B). Bases 199 to 1668 code for a protein of 489 amino acids. Gene Ontology annotation, molecular function: protein binding. The record is from RefSeq and is a predicted model, not a curated record. The transcript is spliced from 4 exons. Lineage: Eukaryota; Metazoa; Chordata; Mammalia; Primates; Cebidae.